Molecule: messenger RNA, 35101 nt
Organism: Pelobates cultripes (western spadefoot toad)
Lineage: Eukaryota; Metazoa; Chordata; Amphibia; Anura; Pelobatidae
Source: the annotation of a GenBank genome assembly
GGGGUUAAACACUGUGUGACACACGAGGCACUGUUGUACAAGCAGUGUCAGUGACGCAGCCACCAGUAUGUGUGCCCUGUCUCCGGCAGUCACCUGGGUUAAAAUUCAACCCCUCUGUCAUUUACUGUCACCCAAUCAGUGUGAAGAGAUAAGCUGCAUGUCAUGUUAGGGCUCUACAUGUGUAACAGGUGGAAGCGUGUCUCACACACAGGGCAAAGUUUGUUUUAUGAAGAGGGAGCAUUGUGUUGGGUGGCUGGCUCAGUUUGUAAUGUGAUGGUUAUUGGCAGGAUAGACUGGUAGUUCUGUUUGUACUAUGAUCGUUACUGGAGGCUGGUAGCACUAUUCAUCGUUUGAUGGUAAUUAACAGGGGAUUGUUCCAUUCAUUGUGCGAUUGUUAUUGGUGACUGAUUGCUCUGUUCCUCUUGUGAUCAUUAUAAGUGACGAUAACGCCACUCAUCACGUGAUCAUUAUUGGUGGCUGAUUCCUUCCUUUAUCGUGGUAUUGGUUAUUGGUGGCUGAUAGCUGUGUACAUCGUGUGAUGGUUAUUGGCGACUGAUAGCUGCGCUCUACAUGUGACGGUUAUUGGUGGCUGAUAGCUUCCUUCAUUGUGUUAUUGGUGGCUGAUAUCUGCGUUCAUCAUGUUAUUGGUGAUUGCGUUCACUGUAAUGGUUAUUGGCGACUGAUAGCUGGGUACAUUGUGUGAUGGUUAUCGGUCGCUGCGUUCACUGUAAUGGUUAUUGGCGACUGAUAGCUGGGUACAUUGUGUGAUGGUUAUUGGUCGCUGCGUUCACUGUAAUGGUUAUUGGCGACUGAUAGCUGGGUACAUUGUGUGAUGGUUAUUAGCAGGCUGAUAGCUGGGUACAUUGUGUGAUGGUUAUUAGCAGGCUGAUAGCUGUGUACAUUGUGUGAUGGUUAUCGGUGGCUGCGUUCACUAUAAUGGUUAUUGGCGAGUGAUAGCUGGGUACAUUGUGUCAUGGUUAUUAGCAGGCUGAUAGCUGUGUACAUUGUGUGAUGGUUAUUGGUGAUUGCGUUCACUAUAAUGGUUAUUGGCGAGUGAUAGCUGGGUACAUUGUGUCAUGGUUAUUAGCAGGCUGAUAGCUGUGUACAUUGUGUGAUGGUUAUUGGUGGCUGAUAGCUGUGUACAUUUUGACUAUGCACGGCUGAUAGCUGUGUACAUUUUGUCUAUACACGUUUGAGUCCCUCCAGGGAGCUGUGUAAUUACUGGACAAACUGCAGGGAAUUGUUUUGUGCAGUAAUUGUUUAUUCCACAUAAGAGGCUGAGACUUGCCCAGCCCUAUACAUUGUACCUGACACUAAUCCGCUCUGGAGAGGACUGGACUUCAUGAGGUUUCAGGUCGGCCCCAAAAAGUCAAUAUGUGAAAGGGGUAAGUUACCAGCUACCGCACACAGAACGGGAGACAUUUAAGAACACGGCUAUUUCUAUUUAUUUAAUACUCUGCUAUCUGUUUAUUUUGUCUUCCUCCUCUUUAACUCUGUUUCCUUAUUGUACCAGGCUGUCCCUCCAUAUAAGGUUGUCAGAUUGCCAUAUUUACAGUUUAUACAUUCUGCUGAGCAGGGCUGUCCAUCUGUAUGUGUAAUUUGUGUUUCCUGCCUGAAAUCAAUUAAUGAAUUAAUUAUGGCGGUUUAUUUAAGAUCCCAACUGUGAUUGGGUAAAUCGCACUAAACAGGUAGCACAUAAAUUGUACACAGCAGUGGACACAGAGUUUCCAGACCACCCCUCCCUCACCCCUAUUUUUCCUGGAUAUAUCAUAUGUAUCAGUGCUACCCUUGCAGUAUGUAGAAUAUAUGUGAUGCAACAUUCUUCGUUGUUGAUUCCUACUUGUAUAUCUCAAAUUCAGCAUAAUGCUGGGCAGCACUUUUCAAGUGUUGUCCAUCAAUAGUUAUAUGUGAUAUGAAUUUGGGGAAAUAUGGUGUAUAUUGCUGCCUGGGAUCUGGCGGGGCUCUGCUUUAACCUUUAUGGCGAAACUGGGAACAGAACACCCAUCUCAUUAUCUUCCCACAAUUCUGUCCCCCCUUUCACUGUCUUUAUCCCUAUCUCAGGCUAAACGGGACACUGUAGUCACCAUAACAACUUUAGCUCAACAAAGCAGUUUUAGUGUAUAGAUAAUGCCUCUGCAAUGUUACUGCUCAAUUCUCUGCCAUUUAGGAGUUAAAUAACUUUGUUUAUACAGCCCUAGUCACACCUCCCUGCAUGUGACUUACACAACCUUCCUAAACACUUCCUGUAAAGAGUCAUCUAAUGUUUACACUUCCUUUAUUGCGAAUUCUGUUUAAUUUAGAAUUUCUGAUCUCAUUGUCUGUUAAUAGCUUGCUAGACCUUGCAGGAGCCUCCUGUAUGUAAUUAAAGUUCAAUUUACAGAGCAGGAGAUACAAACUUUUAAAAUAAGUAACAUUAAGCCAUUUUGUUUUCCUGCAGGCUGUGCCAGUCACAGCCAGGGAAGGUGUAGCUAGGGCUGCAUAAACAGAAACAAAAGUGAUUUAACUCCUAAAUGGCAGAGAAUUGAGCAGUGAGACUACAGGGGUAUGAUCUAUAUACCAAAUCGGCUUCCUUAAGCUAAAGCUGUCUUGGUGACUAUAGUGUCCUUUAAAUUUAAACCAUAGGUGUUAGUGGGGUUGUGGGUUAGGAGGAUAUGAAUGUUUUUUGUUUUUUGGGGGAUUUUUGCAAUAUUACAUCAUGAAGCUGCUUUUCAAAUCUGGUGCGUAAUUUAAAAAUAAUUAGUAAUAUAGCCCCGUGAUGAUUUUCUGGUGAACAGGACUUUACUGCACAAACCGUCUAUUAGUUAUGGUGGCGGGAUUACAUUGAAUAACUGGCUGUACGGUAUGUGCUCUCAUUGUGAUCCCGGAGAGCAGCAGCACACGGCACAUGGGACAAGGCAAAAUACUUAGGUGAGUUCCGUGCCAAUGGCAUAAAAAAAUGAAAUCACUAUAUAGGGAACAUGUGGGGUAGGUUACUAACGAAUUGUUUCCAAUCUGAUGCUACUCAGAUUGCGACACAUGGCGCAUGCACAGCAAUCUCCACACUCUGCCGAAAGGGAUUCUCUAUGAAAUGCCCUCACUACCACUCUGAGCUACAAUUCAAAGUGUAUGAGGUGGGAAACCCACCCGGCUGUCAAACAGGUGUUACUAAAGGUAUUUGUAAAAUUGCAGCUUUUUCUUGAAAUUGGCACUUUUAUUACAUAAGACAGAGAGGGCUCUAAACCCCGCAAAGCAAUGUGAUUGUCAAGGUUAACACUCCCCAACACGCAAACCAGAGAACAAUAAAGGCGAACACAGAUAGACGUAUUACCGGACCUUAAAGUGGCCGGACUUAACAUAGGAACGAGAGAUAAGAAUAGUCAAACACGCCAAGGUCAGGAAUACAGAGAUACGGGAAAGCGAAAUAGACAAAGCCAAGGUCAGGGAGCCAGAAAUAAGAAUAACCAAUAAACAAGCCGAAGUCAAGAACCAGAGAAAAGACAACUACUCAGAACGCACUCCCGGGCUAAUAAUAAACCACGUCAGGGCAAGGAAGUGAUGUCAGCAGGAGGUUAAUAUAGGGCAAGGUGAAUACUGAUAGGCAGGGACAGAACUGAAGGAGGUAUAAAUAGAUAGUGGCAAUAGGCCACUAUCCCUUUAAAUUUGGAGUCCACGUCAUCCCUGCCGGUUACCUUGUGCGCGCGCUGACAUCCCCGGCGCUCUCCCAGAUGCGCGCGCGUUCCCAGAGGCGCACGUGUGCAACGCCCGCCAGCGAUCCACACCACCCGACAUGAGAGGACGGACGGCGGGAUCGGGAUGACGCGGGACACCAGGUAUGACAGAACCCCCCCCCGAAGGAACGCCCACUGGAGGAACACCAGAAGGGCGAGAAGGAAACCUAGCAUGGAGCGCCCUAAGGAGUCGGGGCGCAUGGACCUCAGAAGCAGGAACCUAUGAUCGCUCCUCUGGCCCAUAACCUUUCCAAUGAACCAGGUACUGAAGCGAACUCCGGGAGAUGCGGGAGUCGACAAUAUGUUGGAUCUCAUACUCCUCUUGACCAUGAAUCAAGACAGGAGGAGGACGAGGUUGGGAACGGGAAUGACUGUUGCAUAUAAGCGGUUUCAGGAGGGACGUAUGAAAGACGUUGGGCACACGAAGGUUUUUGGGCAAAUCCAAAGCAUAGGAAACAGGAUUGAUCCUUCACAAAACCUUGUAAGGACCAAUGAACUUAGGAGCCAACUUCAUUGAGGGAAUGCGUAAGCGCAGGUUACGCGUGGGUAACCAAACUCUAUCACCAGCAACAUAAGAAGGUGCCGCCCUGUGGUGCCUAUCAGCAAAUGCUUUCUGAGUAAGCAUAGUCUUCUCCAAGAUGGCAUUAACCAUUCUCCAAGUGGCAUGUACAGUGGAUAAGUGUUCAUCCAACACCGGCAUUCCCUUGUGAGAAAACGAAGCCGGAAGAAGAUUAGGAUGACGACCAUACGUGACAAAGAAGGGACUGUGACCAGAAGCAGAGUGCGUAGCAUUAUUCCUGUCGAAUUCAGCCCAAGGAAGAAGGUCAGCCCAGUUGUCCUGGAGUUGAGACGUAAAACAACGGAGAUAUUGUUCAAGGCUUUGAUUAGUCCUUUCAGCAGCACCAUUCGUUUGAGGAUGAUAGGCUGAAGAGAAGGCGAGUUCAAUGCCCAUGUCUUUACAAAAACCCCUCCAAAACUUUGAAAUAAAUUGUGAACCCCUAUCAGACACAAUGACGUCUGGCAUUCCGUGUAGUCGUAUAAUUUCCUUGGUGAAUAUACUGGCUAAUUCAGCAGAAGAAGGCAAUUUUCUCAAAGGUACGAAAUGCGCCAUUUUAGAGAAACGAUCAACUAUAACCAAAAUGACAGUAAAACCCUUAGAUUGUGGCAACUCUAUUAUAAAAGCCAUAGACAGAUGAGACCAAGGAACUAAUGGCAAAGGAAGAGGAUGAAGAAGACCACAUGGUACUUGAUGAGAAGGUUUAGAUUGGGAACAAAAGUCACACGAAGAUACGUAAGCCUCAACUUCAAAUUUUACUCUCAUGGUAAUGGCUGAAUACUUCCCCUCUUAGCUCUGGAGGCACGUAGAAUUUAUCAACUGGCUUAUCACUAGGUGCCCUAUCUUGGACCCUUUGGAUCUUGUGCAGAAGAGGGGGAGCGACUCUGAUUCUAGUCAAAGCAAUGAUUCUCUCAGGAGGUAUAAUGGGUUCUGGUCUGACCUCCUCUUUAUCAAGAGUGGAAAACUGUCUGGAAAGAGAAUCUGCUUUGGUGUUCCGAUUACCCGGUCUAUAGGAGAUUACAUAAUUGAAGCGAGAAAGAAAAAGAGCCCAGCGGGCUUGUGUGGGCGAAAGCCUCUUAGCGUCACUCAAAUAGUAUAAAUUCUUAUGAUCGGUGGGAAUCAUGAUAGGAACCGUAGAUCCCUCAAGUAAGUGACGCCAUUCCUUGAGAGCUGAUACUAUGGCUAAUAAUUCUCUAUUACCGAUAUCAUAAUUCUUUUCUGCAGGUGUCAGCCUACGAGAAAAGAAUCCACAAGGAUGCAACAGAGCGGUAGGGGAUUCCCUCUGGGAAAGGAUAGCUCCCACACCGGUCUCAGAGGCAUCAACCUCAAGGAUGAAGGGUCUAGAGGGGUCUGGAUGUACCAGGACGGGAGCUGAGGCAAAAGAUUUCUUCAAGAGAGUGAAAGAAGCUUUGGCUUCCGCAGACCAACUGACAUGAUUAGCUCCCUUCUUGGCAUCUCAUAGCUGUGAUUGGUGAUAGAAUCUGGGAAAAGCCUUUUAUAAAUUUUCUAUAAUAGUUAGCGAAUCCAAUGAACCUCUGUAUGGACUUGAAACCAAUGGGUAAGGGCCAUUCAAGAAUAGAAGAUAGUUUUUUAGGGUCCAUUUGAAAUCCCUCAGUAGAAAUUAUAUACCCUAAAAACUGAAUAGAAGUCUGAUCGAACAGACAUUUCUCAAGUUUGCAAAAUAAGCCAUUAGCAAGAAGGGUCUGUAAAAUAUUUCUAACUUGUUGGUGAUGUAUCUGAAUAUUAGGAGAAUGAAUAAGAAUGUCAUCAAGAUACACAAUAGCGCAAGUGUGCAAAUAAUUUCGUAAGACAUCAUUGCUAAAUUCUUGGAAGACUGCUGGGGCAUUACAUAGACCAAAGGGCAUUACCGUAUACUCAUUAUGACUGCUUCGAAUAUUAAAUGCCGUCAUCCAUUCGUCUCCCUCUUUAAUGUGAACGAGAUUGUAAGCUCCUCUAAGGUCUAAUUUAGUAAAGAUUUUAGAACCACGAAGCCUGUCAAAGAGCUCUGUUAUCAGUGGUAUAGGAUACGCAUUUUUUAGAGUAAUUUUAUUCAGACCCCUAUAAUCUAUGCAGGGACGCAAAUCCCCCUCCUUUUUGGCCACAAAAAAGAAGCCAGCCCCUGCAGGGGAAGAGGAACGUCUGAAAAUAAGUUUAUGGAGAUUCUUGUACAUAUUCCUCCAUAACCUUAUUUUCAUUUUGAGAAAGAGGGUAAACCCUCCCCUUGGGGGGCAUGGUACCAGGGAGGAGUUUGAUAGCACAAUCAUAAGGCCUAUGUGGAGGAAGACGGUCUGCCUGUAUUUUAUCAAAGACCUUCGCCAGGUCUUGGUACUGAGGCGGUACGUUAGUGGAAAGUGGAAGAGCUGAUGGAACAUUAAGAGAACAAAGGGGUUUAACCUGAGUUAAACAUGAACGGUUACAGGAAGUACUCCAAGACAGAAUUUGACUUUCUCUCCAGUCAAUAACAGGGUUAUGUUUUUGUAACCAUGGAAAACCAAGAACCAAAGGGGAAGAAAUGACCUGGAAAGACAACUUCUCUUUAUGGGUAGCACCUAUAGAUAAAAUAACAGUCUUGGUUUGAUGCAUAACAUAGGGGACUGUUAAUGGUCUACCAUCUAUGGCCUCAAAGGCCAAGGGUGUUUCUUGCUCCUCCAAAGGAAGAGAAAGAGCUGUAGCAAAGGUCUGGUCAAUAAAGUUGUCCGCAGAUCCAGAGUCAAUGAGGGCCAUAGUGAGAUGACUAACACUUUCCCAGAAUAGGGUUACAUGCAUAACACAUCUGUAUGAAUUUGUUUUAGGGGACAGAGACAUCACACCCAAGACCAGUCCCCUGAAUGAGCUUAGGUGGUAGAGUUUUCCGGACGUGAUGGGCAAUUGUUACGCAAAUGCCCCUUACGACCGCAGGAUAGGCACAACCCUUCUCUUCUUCUGUAAGACUUCUCAGCCUCAGAGAGUCUUGUGUUACCCAGUUGCAUGGGUUCAGAAUCGAAUCCAGGAGCUGGCAAAGCGGGUAAUCCGGUUAUCAUUGGACGAGGAGUGAUUCUUCCUAAAGCCCUCCUUUGUCUAUCUAAAUGAAGAUGCUUCUGUCUAACCCUGAUAUCAAUAUCUGACAUAUACUGUAUAAGGUCUUCUAGGAGUUCUGGUAAAUCCAUGGCUGCCACUUCUUCCUGUAAGGACUCAUUAAGACCCUCAAAAAACACAGCUGUUAGAACACUGUUAUUUCAAGUCAAUUCAGAGGCCAAGGUGCGAAAUUCGAUAGCAUAAUCGGCCACUGUUCUAGAUCCUUGUUUGAUUUUUAACAAUGCUCUGGCUGCUAGUCUCUUUCUGCCUGGGGGAUUGAACACAUUACGGAAAGUCCUGAGGAACAAUUCAAAAUUAAAGACAAUCACGUCAUUAUUCUCCCACAAGGGAUUUAUCCAAGCCAGGGCUCUACCUUCUAAUAGGUUCAUAAUGAAUGCAAUCUUAGACCUAUCAGUAGGGAAUGAAUCAGGGGCUACUUCAAAAUGUACGCCCACCUGGUUCAAAAAUCCCCUGUAUAAUGAUGGAUCCUCGGAAUAACGAGGAGGGGGAGUUAGACGAAUAGAUGGAGUGGAAUGAGUCGCAGAAGGUAGAGCGACAGCACCUUGAGAACUACUGUCCUCUACCUCUGGUUCUGGUGAGGAUAGUUUGCAAGGCUUGGGCAAACUGAUCCAUUCUAUGAUCUAACCCCUCUAUUCUAUUUUCAUAUGCAGCCAUUUGUUGUCCCAGGUUUGCAGGGUCCAUGGCCCUGUCGUAAUGUCAAGGUUAACACUCCCCAACACGCAAACCAGAGAACAAUAAAGGCGAACACAGAUAGACGUAUUACCGGACCUUAAAGUGGCCGGACUUAACGUAGGAACGAGAGAUAAGAAUAGUCAAACACGCCAAGGUCAGGAAUACAGAGAUACGGGAAAGCGAAAUAGACAAAGCCAAGGUCAGGGAGCCAGAAAUGAGAAUAACCAAUAAACAAGCUGAAGUCAGGAACCAGAGAAAAGACAACUACUCAGAAUGCACUCUCGGGCUAAUAAUAAACCACGACAGGGCAAGGAAGUGAUGUCAGAAGGAGGUUAAUAUAGGGCAAGGUGAAUACUGAUAGGCAGGGACAGAAUUGAAGGAGGUAUAAAUUGAUAGUGGCAAUAGGCCACUAUCCCUUUAAAUUUGGAGUCCACGCCAUCCCUGCCGGUUACCUUGUGCGCGCAUGCGCGCCCCCGUAGGCGCACGCAUGCAACGCCCGCCAGCGAUCCACACCGCCCGACAUGAGAGGACGGACGGCGGGACCGGGACGGCGCGGGACACCAGGUAUGACAGUGAUGUGCUUUAGGAUACUGGAGUGCCCCUUUAAUUAGUUUCUCCUACGCGAGACUAGCGCGGUGAUGGCGAAAAGCUGAGUAAAGUACCUUUAUAUCUCCAAUCUCAAGGGAACUGGGCACCUAAACUGGUAGUCCAGCAAUAUAGUGUUUGGAAUACGUUUGUAUUUUUAACACCAUAGUGUUCCUUUAAUCAUGCAUGUUUUGUCAUAGUGGGUAUAUCUAAAAAAAAAACUUGCAAAACAUAUAGAUAUCUUGUCUGCAGCCUUUGCAAUCACUAGCUUUCUAACCCCGCCCAGACUUUCUGUGGCUGUCCAAUCCCAGACUUCCCAAUGCAGUUCAAUGAGAUGUCUUUGCAAACCCUCCCCUUCUAACCCCACCCAGACUUUCUGUGGCUGUCCAAUCACAGACUUUCCAAUGCAGCUCAAUGAGAAGUAUUUGCAAGGCAAGUGCACUGAGCAAUUGCUGCCUCUUCGGUUUAUCUACAUUGAGUUAACGAUACCAGGAAGUUACAGGGCCUGUUGUCUGAUUGACAGCCAGUGAAGUGUAACAGCGUUUAAUUAUAAAAGUUAUAAAUUAUAAAAGUAACAGUUGUUGCGGGCAAGUGCGAUAUCAGUAAAUUUAACAAUCUGACCAUACUGUAUUUCCUUUUUUAAACUUCUAAUGUUAAUGCCUCUAGCAUCAGUGUUUGUCUAGGGCUCCUUUUUGUUACCACUAUGUUUGAGUUGUUGUUGGCACAAUUUGCACAAUUUCUUACAUUUUUGUUUUAUUUGUUCAAAGGGUCAGAGAUAAGAAAAUUGCUUCCCAGCAUUACAAGGAUUUUAAGCUCUGCCAGAGGGAAAUCAAUUCAUUUAGCAGUAAGCGGAUCCCAUUAGUUUGAUAUAAAAUAAAUACUGAAUACGUCUAAAAAAAAACAACGUAUUGUCUUGCAGUGCAAAUCCACUGUCCCCGUCCCCCACCUUCAUAAGGUUCGGGUGAUGCCAAUAAUCCCAUUAUUACAAUAUAUAAUAAUAACUCCAAAUAUCCACCACAAGGAGUUAAUAUCCAUCCGGCUGAACAAACAUAUGAAACUAAAUGUAAACAGGAGCCAGGAUACCAGUGUUUGUAGAAUAAUCUGCGCCUGUUCCUGGCGAUCCAACUCGAGGGUGACUCGUAAUGCGUGAUUGAUCGUCUCUGACUGGAAAAGCAAGGAUUUACUCCCAUUCCUGACUCGGUAACUGGCGGGAUCACACAAAGCUCUUAUUAUUCCUGUUAUGACGCGUGUUAUAAUAGUUAAUAUGUGUUUUGGUAUCGGAUUAAAAAUGUCUUUUCGCUCCGAGAGAUACGUUUCCUAAAAUACCAGAAUGAUCUUUAUCAGAAUUGCAAGAACAGAGAACCAAAUGUAAUCUACAGCCUCAAUAGCCAAGCUUAACAGUCUAUGAUAGAGUCCCUAGCCUAGAGUUUACCAAAAUUAACUAAGGGGUUUAAGCCCUUUAUUUUCAAUUUCCAAAUAAAUUUAAGGUCAAAGUAUCCAAAAUGGAAAUAUUCUCUAAUUCAGCCAUGCUUUCAUUUACUUUAACCAUUGCCUAAAAUUCACUUUGAAUUCUCACUUUAGCGAAUAAUGCACAAUUCAUCGUUUAGCGGAUAAAAAUCCUUUGUGAUCAGCACAGUUGUAGUCCUCUGAUAUUAACUAUUGAAAUUGUAGGAAUAUGAAUGUUGUCCGCAGUGAGAAAGCUUUUGUUUUAUUAGCAAAAUUAAGAAAUAUUUGAUUUGUUUAUGUGAUAAAAUGGCGUUCAGGAUGUUCUGUAAGCAGCAAUCUAGGAUACAUUUGUGAUCUCCCAGGUUACUCAUCAAUGUUGUGAAAGAAACACCGGAAAUCAGAUGAAGAAGAGAGACUCAGUCCACCUGAAUGGUAAAAGCAAAUGACUCAUACCUUUAUUCAUGUACAUAACAUGGCUUGGACACAGGGGACAGCCCUGGAUCUACACCCUAACGCGUUUUGAACCUUGUCUGAGUAAAUGCCGUUAAGAGGCAAAACGCGUUGGAGAGUAGAUCUGGUGCUGCCCCGGUGUGUCCAAGCCAUGUUUUGUACAUAAAUAAAGUUACGAUUCAUGCGUUUUUACCGUUCGAGUAGAUAGUGUUUUUCUUUCAUCAUGUUCAAAGCAAUGCUGGAACCUGCAGAUUCUUCACAAUUGGUGCCACAAUUCAUUUAUGCAUGGUAUACUGGUCUCCAGUGGAUGUUUAUAUAUAUAUUCAUCGAUUCAUCAAUUAUAAAGUGGAAUUGAGGCAAAAAUGUGGUUCUUUGUUGAGCUCAUAUGCAUACACCUACCCAGAAUCCCUUGCAGUAGUGAGAGCUACUGUUAAAGUGAGAUUUCUGUAGGAAAAGCAAAUGUUAUGGCUUGACUGGUGUGUGUUUGUGUAUUAACUAUCCACUUACUUCAGGUGGAAUGGGUUUUCAUAGGGCCUUUGAUAUGUAUCAAUUUACUUAGUGAGAGAAGUGACGUGGAAAUGGCAUGGCCGCUGUGGAGUGUGAAUGGUGGCUACACUGAGAGGACUCGUAAUGCUUAUACGGAACUAACCGAAAACCUGAUUUCUUUGAUUAUGUGAUGGUUAGAAGCACGAGGAGGUAAUGUUUAACUCAGUAUAGUUUCAAAGCUUAUUACUUUGUCCAUUUAAACUUUGCAGAGUAACAUUUACUAAAACUAUUCAUUCUCAUGUUAAUUCCCUUUUAAAGGUAAUUAACCUUCUGGCAGUUGUGUCCAAAAAAUGUUGGGGCAUUCACAUUCCAUAAACAUUAAUGUAUAUUUACACACUGGGAACAAACGCUUCCAGGAAUCCUAAUCUUUUAUUUAAAUGUACGUAGAGAUAACCGCAUACCUCCCAACAUUUCAAAUCUUUUAUUUUAGGGGUGUGAGUGGGGGUGUGCAAGGGGCAGGGCUGUCCCGAGAAAUUGUAGGUGACUUACUAAUAACAAUGAAUCCAUCUAAAAUGUAAUCUAUAACUGGGACAAUGUAUCUUAUUUACACAGACUGAUUUCUAAACACAUUUAUUGUAGUGAUUUAAACGCUAUGUAACUGGCCUGUUUAUUCUAGAUGGCUAGUUACUGGUAUAUGUAGGCUACUGUUAGUUUUGUCCCUUCCUUCAUGUUUCUAUAUCCACACUGUGUUGGGCUGGCAGGGGAGAAGUGACCAUUACUGCCCCUUGUAUUGUACUCCUACAUGCUUGGUAAUGCUAUCCAAAUUUCCUAUUGGCAAAACUUUGGCACUGCCCAUAUAGGGGUGUCAUCUGGGCAUCGGAAUAUCUUGCUUGCAUCACGUUUUCAUGCUGUGGGCAGUACCCGAAUAUUGCUGCCCUUGUAGUUUGUGUAAUUCACACGCUGCAGAACCAUUAAAAGCGAAUUAUUUAGCUAGAGAAAAUAAGCAUUAAGGCUCAGCCUCCGACAUAUCUCCCUUCCUACUGUUAAUCCAAAAGAAGGCAAAAAACACAUUUUUAUAGAUUUCUAAUUGUGCCAUAAAAUGGGGGUGGGGGGGGAUACUUCUUGGCUCCUAAAUGGCAGCCAGAUUUCUCUUAUCACCAGCUGUUACCCUCAUAUGAAAGGCACCCUCCAGCCCAUAAAGAACUUAAUCUUGCUGAAAUGCUUUAUGAAGAAAGUGUCCCCUAUUUUUACAUUUUACAAAAGUGAAGAUUUCAAUAGAUAUUGGCACUUCUAAAUCUUGUUGCACCCCCUGGCUGCUUGCUGUCAAUUAGACAACCGAUCCUGAUACUUCCUGGGUUUUUAGCUCAGUGGAAAUAAACUCAAUUGCCCAGAGCACCUGCCUUGUAAAGACUCCUCCUUUAUUUAUUUUGCUGUAGGUGAAAUCUCCUCUUCAAGUUUAGAUGUUAAGCUUCUUUUCUUUAUUAAAGAGAUCUGACACUCUGUAUAUUUGUAUAAUGUUAUCAUAUCCUCUAGAAUGUAAGCUCAUUGAGCAGGGCCCUCCACCUCUCCGUUCCUCUAUGUCCAGUUGUCUGGUUACAAUUACAUGUCUGUUAGUCCACCCAUUGUACAGCGCUAUGGAAUCUGAUGGCGCUAUAUAAAUAAUAAAAUAAUAAUAAUAAUAACUUCCUCUGAGAUGCCUUUUUUUCUAAUAUAGAUAGUUUUUCCAGUCUCUCAUUAAAAUCUUCCAUUCCCCUUGUUUAUUUUGUAGCCCACCUCUGCAGUUAAUUCCACUCCCAUAACCCGUCUUUAGAACCAGUGUCCAAACUUGCACCUUAUAUUAAAGAUGUGUUGCACCAUUAUUUUGUAAACAUGCAAAAUAGUUUUUUGAUCAAAUGAAGUAAUACCCCUCCUUAUGCAUGAUAUUACUGGCAUUUUCAACAGGUGACUUAGAGUUGAUUUCAUUUUUGCGGAUUUAGUUGAUUUGCCUACGGCAGCUCAUGAAUGCUAGAUACUGAGGCAGCCUUUCAUGUCCUGCCCAUCAGCCUGCUGACGUUAUUGAGUCGAGGAAAACAUGCGGGAUCUGGCAGCCAUAUGAUGCAUCGAGAAAUGCCAGAUAUGACAAUGCUGUCUUUGUGUUUCAUAAUAAUUUUAGUUUUUAGAAUGUUUUAGAAUGUCUAAAAAUAGACUGGGUUGGAAAAACAGAAUAAUUAUUGACCCGUGAAUGCUUCUCCCCUCUGUGUAUUACACUGAACUCACCGUCAUGUGGCUCUUGAACAGUUCAAUGCACUUUGAGCCUCAUAAAUUGCAAAAUCAUUUAUUGAUUGGGUUUGGAAAAAUGUCUGAUAAAUGAAAUGUAAUCGCAUUGAACGCGUCAUCCCCUUAGAAGAAAGUUCAUUUUGUUAAAAAAAAGAAGUAAAAAACACAUACAUAUGUGUGUAGUACUUACCAUAACCACCGAAAGAGAUUAUAAUGUUUGAGCGAAGAUAUCACGAUUCUGGGUCAUAUAGAUCAUAAAAAUAUCCUGGCCUAAAAUUUACAUUGAAAAGAGUUACUUUUGCACUAUCCAAAAUCCCUAUGCAAAUUUAAAUAACAAGAGGUUUUUAGAAUGCUAAAAACCGCCAGUUAUUUAAAUGUGAUUGUAAAAACCGCCAGUUAUUUAAAUGUGAUUGUAAAAACCGCCAGUUAUUUAAAUGUACAUAGGGAUUUGGAAUAGCGCACAAGUAACUGUUUUCUUUGUUUUUUAUUGUAUGCUUUGGGGCUGAUAUGCACUAUAGUCAUGGCUGCCGGCCAGAAGUAGUGGGAGUUUGAGCGCAGGACUUAUUUUUGUAAAAUUUACAAUGCACUUUGAAUUCUUGGCACUUUACACUUUAGUGAAUAAUGCUGAAGGAGAAUUUCAAAUUUUAGAUCAAAAUAGCAAAAUUAGAACAUUUUCUGUGUAAGCGAUUUAUGCAGUUCAACUAUACUGGUCGAACAUGUGAAAUUCACCCUGUAUUUACUUUGAAUUUCCUACUAAAUUACACUUGACCUAAUAACCCUUUAAAAAAUGUGUUCACUAAUCAGUGGAUCAAAGCUAUAUUGGAGAAAAGUCCAAAUUUUGCAGGACCGUUGAAAUUCACAGUGUAGUAAAUAACUACUAGAUACAUGUCAGGGGGUUGUUUCCUAAACAGCCAAUGCAAUAUAUAGACAGUUCUUCAUAAGACUUUAUUAAAUGCUCACAAAUGACAUGUUUUUUUUCUGUUGUAUUUUUUAGCUGAACAGCGGCCAUUUUGAAACAUGUCCCCACAGUAUUUUAAAUGGCUGAGAGAGGCCAUGGGUAGAGGCCAUGUUCAUUGUAGUUUAAAUAAAAAUUAUUGCUUUACUGCUGUGAAGUUGUGUGAACAUUGCUAAAUAGGGACUGUUUUUCUUAAACUGGGACACUUGGAAGGUAUGGCCAUAUAGAAAAAGAUGGUCUUAUGCAAAAUAAAGAUCUGCAGCACAAGUAUUGAAUUAGAAGUCAUGGGGAGGGCUAAUAACCCAUACAGAUAAUCUACUGACAAGCAAAGGUCAGUUUUAUUCAUCAUUAUCUAAAGUUCAAGUGUACAGCAGGCCAGGUGCUAGCGCAGAUAGAGCUCACUGUCAGUAAUAAAUAGAUAAAAGCUGUACCUGGCAGGUUUAUCUGCUCGGCUGACUUACUUUAUAGCUUUACUGCAUAGAUAACAAGCAGAGACCUUCAGUAAAGCAGCGGAACUCCGCCCACUGCGCCGGGACACUUGUCAAGAGUGGUAUCUGAAAGAAAGAGCAAAGCAGUCUGCAUUAUAUACAUGUUUAAUGUAAACCUACAGAGUUAUUUACUGGGUAGAUAGAACAAACAAGAGGCUGUUCCCUUUCUCAAUGCACCAUGUCCCUAGAGUUAUUUACUGAAGUGACCGAGAACUGCCAGGAAUUUCAGAAUUUAGGUCACAAUAGCCAAUUACACAAAUUCUCCAAGUCGGUUUUGUUUUUAGUUUUGUUAUUUUGUCUUUAAAUACCCAGCAAUUCUCACUAUAGCGAAUAACCCUGCUUGUUUUAAUGAGAUACUCAUGGAUUGGAGCAGAGAUAGUCAUACUCAUUACUCAUUUACUUCUCUUACAGUCAGAACGUCUAGGCGCCUUCUUCUAACCUCUGGCUGGUGACAGCCCCCCAUGGACCCAGUCCAGCGGUCCUCAAACAGCUCUACGGGGGAAUUCCAACGAAGUAAGUUACUUUUUGAACCCCAAUAUUUACCAUGCACCCCAAUAUUACACCAUUUAGUUCAUAUAUCCCUCUGUAACACGUUGUUACAAACUGCACCCCAAUAUUGUACCAAGUAAUUCCACCAUGUACCCCAUUCUGCACUCAAGUGUUACACCAAAUUACCCCCUUCAUAUACCUCAUAUAUCUUGAUAUUACUCCAUAUGACACUUUGUAUCCCAGUAUUACACCGCGUUACCCCAUUUUACUCAAUAAUUAACCAAACUGCUCUAUGUAACCCAGUUUACGGCGUAUUUCCCAAGUUUCCCGUCACUCCUUUAUAUAUGUAUGUGUCGAAAGGCUGUGGUUGAUUUAGGAUUAUGCCCUGGCGUUCCUCCAGCUCAUGUAAUAGCAGAACAACUGUGAGCAAACAUGAUAUGGUCUGCCCUUUAUUAACCAUCUUUAGGCAGCAUUAAUGGUUAGUGAUAAUGCAGUAUACAUGUUAAUGCAUACCUCCCAACACCCCUGAUUUUGUUGGAGCAGUCACGAUUUUUGGGUUCUCUCCUGCUGUCCUGACUUAGUUCCUUAGUGUAGAAUAAAUGGGUUUUAUUCUAUUCGAUGAUAACUAUGUACCUGGUGGGGUAACAGGUUUUCCUAAUUUAGCACCCUUUAUUUGCAUGACUGCAUGCCUCACUAAAUUAAUUAACCCAUAUCAGUUGAGCAUUCGCUAUAAUAUUUUGUGCAAAUUUUGUUCCUUAGUGUUCAACUUUUGGGGAUGCCAAAGCCAAACGCUUAACGCGGGUGCAUCAAUAGGUGCCCUUGUGCUACACUCAGGGAUUUAGGAUCCUGCACACAGCACUGAAACUGUGCUUCCUACAUGGUCUGCCCUCAGUGGGCUGGUCUGGCUGAUUAACAGGCAGCCUGGCGUUUAUUCAGACCCAGCCCUUUUCACCAGCGCCAGUGAAGCAAUCAAGUCACUGUCCCAUCCCAUCCUUUCCCCCCUCCCAUCGACGUCCCAAUUCACGGGGCGCUGACGUUGAGAGCUCAUGUUAAUGAUAAGUGUUACGGUAGUAUUGCGGUUACAGGGAUGUCUUUACCGUUAGGGCAGAACUGGUACAUAUUGGGUCCCUGCUGACUGAGAUUAGUGGUUUACCGGCAUCACAGUCCUGGGCAACAGUGGGCGACUGCUGCCAUUAAAAUGGUGUCAGCUGCCACUUGGGAGUGUAACUCCUACUAACAUUGGACAGACUGCGAGAUGUACGUCCCCUAUUCUGCAUAAAAUGAGGUAAAUAAAAUGCUAAAUAUCUAAAUAUAAACCAUUAGAAAUGGGACUUUUUGCGAGGCUCUCGAUAUGCCUCAAAUUGCAAGAAUCCAUAUGAAAUUGAAUUUGGGUUUUCACUAAAGAAAAUUUUCAGGGUUAUUCUGUUACAGGGUUAUUUACUAAAGGUACAAAUUCAUAAAUAUAAAGUGUAGAUUGAAAGGGAGCUCUUGGUUAUGUACAUUGUUAUAUUCUCGUUUCAGAUGAAAAUGGUUGGCAGAAUUCCGUUAUCAUCAUCCCCACGUUGCUGUCAGCGUCCACACUGAUUGUGGUAAUCGUUAUUUUAUGGAAAUCAAUAAGGAGGAAAGGGGAAAAAAAACGUGUGUCUUUCAGCAAUGACCCAGGUAACCCAGCGAUCCAUCUACCCAAAUACACAGACAUUCUCUGUACCCGCUGUACUAUAACCCUGUACACUGGCACUAAAACCCUCUACCCCCUGCACUUUAACAGUGAACACCUUUAUUAUAUCUCUCUACCCCCAAAUUGUACCCUCUACACCCUGCACUAUAACCCUGUACCACUUCAUUAUAUCUCUCUACCCUACCUUGUACCCUGACACUAUGACCUUCUAGCCCCUGUACUAUAGCCCUGUACUCUUUCAUUAUAUCGCUUUAAUCCCACCUUGUUACCUGGCACUAUAACCCUCUACCCCCUGCAUUAUAUCCAUUUAUCCCAACAUUGUAACCUGGCACUAUAUCCUUCUAUCCCUUCAUUAUAUCCCUUUACCCCUCCCAUUCCCCCCCACAUUAUAACCCUACUCUAUAAUCCUGUAUCCCCCCCCUUUUGCGUUAUAACUAUGCACUAUAACUUUGUACAUCUCACAUUAUUAUCCUGCCCUAUAACCUUGCACUCCCUUGUAAUUUAACCCUGUACCACACACAUUUUAACCAUCAGUUAUUACCGUGUAUCCCCCCGGCAUUAUAAAUAAAUGUAAUAUACCCUCUACCCUCUGUACUACGGUACUAUAACCCUCAGCUAUAACUGUGUAUUCCCCCUGCGUUAUAAAUAAAUAUAAUAUACCAUCUACCCUCUGUACUACUGUACUAUAACCCUCAGCUAUAACAGUGUAUCCCCCACGUUAUAAAUUAAUAUAAUAUACCCUCUACCCUCUGUACUACUGUUCUAUAACCCUCAGCUAUAACAGUGUAUCCCCCCGCGGUAUAAAUAAAUAUAUACUAUAUAUACUAUACUAUAACCCUCAGCUAUAACUGUGUAUCCCCCCGCGUUAUAAAUAAAUAUAAUAUACCCUCUACUCUCUGUACCACUGUACUAUAACCCUCAGCUAUAACAGUGUAUCCUCCCUCCCUGCAUUAUAAAUAAAUAUAAUAUACCCUCUACUCUCUGUACUACUGUACCAUAACCCUCAGCUAUAACAGUGUAUCCCCCCGCGUUAUAAAUAAAUAUAAUAUACCCUCUACUCUCUGUACUACUGUACUAUAACUCUGAGCUAUAACAGUGUAUCCUCCCUGCGUUAUAAAUAAAUAUAAUAUACCCUCUACUCUCUGUACUACUGUACUAUAACCAUCAGCUAUAACAGUGUAUCCUCCCUGCUUUAUAAAUAAAUAUAAUAUACCCUCUACUCUCUGAACUACUGUACUAUAACUCUGAGCUAUAACAGUGUAUCCUCCCUGCUUUAUAAAUAAAUAUAAUAUACCCUCUACUCUCUGAAUUACUGUACUAUAACCUUCAGCUAUAACAGUGUAUCCCCCCGCGUGAUACAUAAUUAUAAUAUACCCUCUACUCUCUGUACUACUGUACUAUAACUCUGAGCUAUAACAGUGUAUCCUCCCUGCUUUAUAAAUAAAUAUAAUAUACCCUCUACUCUCUGUACUACUGUACUAUAACCAUCAGCUAUAACAGUGUAUCCUCCCUGCUUUAUAAAUAAAUAUAAUAUACCCUCUACUCUCUGUACUACUGUACUAUAACACUCAGCUAUAACAGUGUAUCCCCCCGCGUUAUAAAUAAAUAUAAUAUACCCUCUACUCUCUGUACUACUGUACUAUAACACUCAGCUAUAACAGUGUAUCCUCCCUCCUUGCGUUAUAAAUAAAUAUAAUAUACCCUCUACUCUCUGUACUACUGUACUAUAACCCUGAGCAAUAACAGUGUAUCCUCCCUGCUUUAUAAAUAAAUAUAAUAUACCCUCUACUCUCUGUACUACUGUACUAUAACCAUUAGCUAUAACAGUGUAUCCUCCCUGCUUUAUAAAUAAAUAUAAUAUACCCUCUACUCUCUGAACUACUGUACUAUAACUCUCAGCUAUAACAGUGUAUCCCCCCGCGUUAUAAAUAAAUAUAAUAUACCCUCUACUCUCUGUACUACUGUACUAUAACUCUGAGCUAUAACAGUGUAUCCUCCCUGCUUUAUAAAUAAAUAUAAUAUACCCUCUACUCUCUGUACUACUGUACUAUAACCCUCAGCUAUCCCCACGUGAUACAUAAUUAUAAUAUACCCUCUACUCUCUGUACUACUGUACUAUAACCCUGAGCUAUAACAGUGUAUCCCCCCCCUGUGUUAUAAAUACAUAUAAUAUACCCUCUAUUCUCUGUACCACUGUACUAUAACCCUCAGCUAUAACAGUAUAUCCUCCCUGCUUUAUAAAUAAAUAUAAUAUACCCUCUACUCUCUGUACUACUGUACUAUAACACUCAGCUAUAACAGUGUAUCCCCCCACUGCAUUAUAAAUAAAUAUAAUAUACCCUCUACCCUCUGUACUACUGUACUGUAACCCUCAGCUAUAACAGUGUAUCCUCCCUCAUUGCGUUAUAAAUAAAUAUAAUAUACCCUCUACUCUCUGAACUACUGUACUAUAACCCUCAGCUAUCCCCCCACGUGAUACAUAAUUAUAAUAUACCCUCUACUCUCUGUACUACUGUACUAUAACCCUGAGCUAUAACAGUGUAUCCCCCCCCUGUGUUAUAAAUACAUAUAAUAUACCCUCUAUUCUCUGUACCACUGUACUAUAACCCUCAGCUUUAACAGUGUAUCCCCCCUGCGUUAUAAAUAAAUAUAAUAUACCCUCUACUCUCUGAACUACUGUACUAUAACCCUCAGCUAUAACAGUAUAUCCUCCCUGCUUUAUAAAUAAAUAUAAUAUACCCUCUACUCUCUGAACUACUGUACUAUAACUCUGAGCUAUAACAGUGUAUCCUCCCUGCUUUAUAAAUAAAUAUAAUAUACCCUCUACUCUCUGAAUUACUGUACUAUAACCUUCAGCUAUAACAGUGUAUCCCCCCACGUUAUACAUAAUUAUAAUAUACCCUCUACUCUCUGUACUACUGUACUAUAACUCUGAGCUAUAACAGUGUAUCCUCCCUGCUUUAUAAAUAAAUAUAAUAUACCCUCUACUCUCUGUACUACUGUACUAUAACCAUCAGCUAUAACAGUGUAUCCUCCCUGCUUUAUAAAUAAAUAUAAUAUACCCUCUACUCUCUGUACUACUGUACUAUAACCAUCAGCUAUAACAGUGUAUCCUCCCUGCUUUAUAAAUAAAUAUAAUAUACCCUCUACUCUCUGUACUACUGUACUAUAACACUCAGCUAUAACAGUGUAUCCCCCCACUGCAUUAUAAAUAAAUAUAAUAUACCCUCUACCCUCUGUACUACUGUACUGUAACCCUCAGCUAUAACAGUGUAUCCUCCCUCAUUGCGUUAUAAAUAAAUAUAAUAUACCCUCUACUCUCUGAACUACUGUACUAUAACCCUCAGCUAUCCCCCCACGUCAUACAUAAUUAUAAUAUACCCUCUACUCUCUGUACUACUGUACUAUAACCCUGAGCUAUAACAGUGUAUCCCCCCCCUGUGUUAUAAAUACAUAUAAUAUACCCUCUAUUCUCUGUACCACUGUACUAUAACCCUCAGCUAUAACAGUAUAUCCUCCCUGCUUUAUAAAUAAAUAUAAUAUACCCUCUACUCUCUGUACUACUGUACUAUAACACUCAGCUAUAACAGUGUAUCCCCCCACUGCAUUAUAAAUAAAUAUAAUAUACCCUCUACCCUCUGUACUACUGUACUGUAACCCUCAGCUAUAACAGUGUAUCCUCCCUCAUUGCGUUAUAAAUAAAUAUAAUAUACCCUCUACUCUCUGAACUACUGUACUAUAACCCUCAGCUAUCCCCCCACGUGAUACAUAAUUAUAAUAUACCCUCUACUCUCUGUACUACUGUACUAUAACUCUGAGCUAUAACAGUGUAUCCUCCCUGCAUUAUAAAUAAAUAUAAUAUACCCUCUACUCUCUGUACUACUGUACUAUAACCCUGAGCUAUAACAGUGUAUCCCCCCUGCGUUAUAAAUACAUAUAAUAUACCCUCUAUUCUCUGUACCACUGUACUAUAACCCUCAGCUUUAACAGUGUAUCCCCCCUGCGUUAUAAAUAAAUAUAAUAUACCCUCUACUCUCUGUACUACUGUACUAUAACCCUCAGCUUUAACAGUGUAUCCCCCCUGCAUUAUAAAUACAUAUAAUAUACCCUCUAUUCUCUGUACCACUGUACUAUAACCCUCAGCUUUAACAGUGUAUCCCCCCUGUGUUAUAAAUAAAUAUAAUAUACCCUCUACUCUCUGAACUACUGUACUAUAACCCUCAGCUAUAACAGUGUAUCCCCCCGCGUUAUAAAUAAAUAUAAUAUACCCUCUACUCUCUGAACUACAGUACUAUAACCCUGAGCAAUAACAGUGUAGCCUCCCUACGUUAUAAAUAAAUAUAAUAUACCCUCUACUCUCUGUACUACUGUAUUAUAACCCUCAGCUAUAACAGUGUAUCCUCCCUGCAUUAUAAAUAAAUAUAAUAUACCCUCUACUCUCUGAAUUACUGUACUAUAACCUUCAGCUAUAACAGUGUAUCCCCCCACGUGAUACAUAAUAUAAUAUACCCUCUACUCUCUGUACUACUGUACUAUAACUCUGAGCUAUAACAGUGUAUCCUCCCUGCUUUAUAAAUAAAUAUAAUAUACCCUCUACUCUCUGUACUACUGUACUAUAACCAUCAGCUAUAACAGUGUAUCCUCCCUGCUUUAUAAAUAAAUAUAAUAUACCUCUACUUUCUGUACUACUGUACUAUAACACUCAGUUAUAACAGUGUAUCCCCCACUGCAUUAUACAAAUAUAAUAUACCUCUACUUUCUGAACUACUGUACUAUAACUUGAGCUAUAACAGUGUAUCCUCCCUGCUUUAUAAAUACAAAUAUAAUAUACCUCUACUCUCUGAAUUACUGUACUAUAACCUUCAGCUAUAACAGUGUAUCCCCCCACGUGAUACAUAAUUAUAAUAUACCCUCUACUCUCUGUACUACUGUACUAUAACUCUGAGCUAUAACAGUGUAUCCUCCCUGCUUUAUAAAUAAAUAUAAUAUACCCUCUACUCUCUGUACUACUGUACUAUAACCAUCAGCUAUAACAGUGUAUCCUCCCUGCUUUAUAAAUAAAUAUAAUAUACCCUCUACUCUCUGUACUACUGUACUAUAACACUCAGCUAUAACAGUGUAUCCCCCCGCGUUAUAAAUAAAUAUAAUAUACCCUCUACUCUCUGUACUACUGUACUAUAACACUCAGCUAUAACAGUGUAUCCUCCCUCAUUGCGUUAUAAAUAAAUAUAAUAUACCCUCUACUCUCUGUACUACUGUACUAUAACCCUGAGCAAUAACAGUGUAUCCUCCCUGCUUUAUAAAUAAAUAUAAUAUACCCUCUACUCUCUGUACUACUGUACUAUAACCAUCAGCUAUAACAGUGUAUCCUCCCUGCUUUAUAAAUAAAUAUAAUAUACCCUCUACUCUCUGAACUACUGUACUAUAACUCUGAGCUAUAACAGUGUAUCCUCCCUGCUUUAUAAAUAAAUAUAAUAUACCCUCUACUCUCUGUACUACUGUACUAUAACACUCAGCUAUAACAGUGUAUCCCCCCACUGCAUUAUAAAUAAAUAUAAUAUACCCUCUACCCUCUGUACUACUGUACUGUAACCCUCAGCUAUAACAGUGUAUCCUCCCUCAUUGCGUUAUAAAUAAAUAUAAUAUACCCUCUACUCUCUGAACUACUGUACUAUAACCCUCAGCUAUCCCCCCACGUGAUACAUAAUUAUAAUAUACCCUCUACUCUCUGUACUACUGUACUAUAACCCUGAGCUAUAACAGUGUAUCCCCCCCCUGUGUUAUAAAUACAUAUAAUAUACCCUCUAUUCUCUGUACCACUGUACUAUAACCCUCAGCUUUAACAGUGUAUCCCCCCUGCGUUAUAAAUAAAUAUAAUAUACCCUCUACUCUCUGAACUACUGUACUAUAACCCUCAGCUAUAACAGUAUAUCCUCCCUGCUUUAUAAAUAAAUAUAAUAUACCCUCUACUCUCUGAACUACUGUACUAUAACUCUGAGCUAUAACAGUGUAUCCUCCCUGCUUUAUAAAUAAAUAUAAUAUACCCUCUACUCUCUGUACUACUGUACUAUAACCCUCAGCUAUAAUCGUGUAUCCCCCCGCGUUAUAAAUAAAUAUAAUAUACCCUCUACUCUCUGUACUACUGUACUAUAACCCUCAGCUAUAACAGUGUAUCCCCCUGCGUUAUAAAUAAAUAUAAUAUACCCUCUACUCUCUGUACUACUGUACUAUAACCCUCAGCUAUAACAGUGUAUCCUCCCUGCUUUAUAAAUAAAUAUAAUAUACCCUCUACUCUCUGAAUUACUGUACUAUAACUCUGAGCUAUAACAGUGUAUCCUCCCUGCUUUAUAAAUAAAUAUAAUAUACCCUCUACUCUCUGUACUACUGUACUAUAACACUCAGCUAUAACAGUGUAUCCCCCCACUGCAUUAUAAAUAAAUAUAAUAUACCCUCUACCCUCUGUACUACUGUACUGUAACCCUCAGCUAUAACAGUGUAUCCUCCCUCAUUGCGUUAUAAAUAAAUAUAAUAUACCCUCUACUCUCUGAACUACUGUACUAUAACCCUCAGCUAUCCCCCCACGUGAUACAUAAUUAUAAUAUACCCUCUACUCUCUGUACUACUGUACUAUAACCCUGAGCUAUAACAGUGUAUCCCCCCCCUGUGUUAUAAAUACAUAUAAUAUACCCUCUAUUCUCUGUACCACUGUACUAUAACCCUCAGCUUUAACAGUGUAUCCCCCCUGCGUUAUAAAUAAAUAUAAUAUACCCUCUACUCUCUGAACUACUGUACUAUAACCCUCAGCUAUAACAGUAUAUCCUCCCUGCUUUAUAAAUAAAUAUAAUAUACCCUCUACUCUCUGUACUACUGUACUAUAACACUCAGCUAUAACAGUGUAUCCCCCCACUGCAUUAUAAAUAAAUAUAAUAUACCCUCUACCCUCUGUACUACUGUACUGUAACCCUCAGCUAUAACAGUGUAUCCUCCCUCAUUGCGUUAUAAAUAAAUAUAAUAUACCCUCUACUCUCUGUACUACUGUACUAUAACCCUCAGCUAUAACAGUGUAUCCCCCCACGUGAUACAUAAUUAUAAUAUACCCUCUACUCUCUGUACUACUGUACUAUAACUCUGAGCUAUAACAGUGUAUCCUCCCUGCAUUAUAAAUAAAUAUAAUAUACCCUCUACUCUCUGUACUACUGUACUGUAACCCUCAGCUAUAACAGUGUAUUCCCCCUGCGUUAUAAAUACAUAUAAUAUACCCUCUACCCUUUGUACUACUGUACUAUAGCUGUACACCCCCCGUGUUAGAAAUAAAUAGACUAUACCCUCUAUCUGAAAGGGUUAAUGCUGUUCUGGACUCAACUCCCCUCGAUUCUCGAUUCUCCGGUCACCAUAAUUAAUAUUGAUGGAGAAUCAUUGUUAGCAAUAAAGACACGGACACCACAAAUAUGCUUUAACAAGAUUCUCAAAUGAGUGUACUUUCAGGGCUAGCAUUUAUACACAGUUUGUCACGCAAGCAGCGAGAUUUAUCGCGUCCUUAUAGUUAAUAGUACAUACUUGCCUGACAUUAAAAGAUAAGCAUUUGAAUAAAGACGGGAGAGGAACAUCCUGAGAUCGAGCAAGGUCGCACAUCCUCUAGAAAGAAGACCUUGGUACAAAAUACAUCUGGCAAAGUCAGCAUAAUUAUUUCAAACAUUAUUUUAAAGCAUAUAAAGCAAAAAGAGUUUAAUUAUUUCAUAUCCUUACAGUCAGCACUAAUGAUUAUAAACCUUAUCUAAGCAUAAAAUACAUAUGAACAAGAAAAGUUAACUACUUCAUAUUCUUACACUAUCCUUUGUACUAUAACCCUGUGCUGCCUGCAUUCUAACUGUGCCUUUUAACCUUGUGCACCCAGCAGCUGACUUGGGCGGAGAAUGGGCAGUUAAUAAUGCAGCUACUUACGAGAACUUCCCCGAGGUUGUAGACCCAAUCCUGAAGAAAUGGGAGAUGCCAGAUGGGUGGCAGAUCACCGACCAGGUGGUUAUUUGCAAUGGACAAUAUGGCCCUAUAAGUCGUGCCUCCCUGGUUGGAGAGGGGGUCGCUGAUGGCAAACAGGAUGUAGUCCUAAAAGAACUAUCUGGUGAGUAAGUUUAGAAUAUUGCUUCCCAUAUUUCUUAAAUCAUAGAGGGUUGGUCAUAAAAAUUAAUAAAACUGUGACCAGAGGAUUUUUCCCAGUUUUUGUCUCCGUGCCUCCCAAUUGUCUUGAUUCUUUAAGGUUACUUUGCAUAUUGACCAGCUGUCCUAAUUAUUUUCAGGUAUGUCUCCAUACCUUUUAACUGUCAUGGUUCUUCCCGAUUAUUCUUCCUCCAUAUCUCCAAACUGUCCCAGUUUUGCCAAACUAUUUUCCCUUACAGGUAUCUCCCCACUAUUUUGGUCCUUUGCGGUUAUUUUUCCAUACCUUCCAACUGGCCUAAAUCUGAGGGACUUAUCAAUUUUACAACACCUUAAUAUUUAACUGGAGGGAGUAAUUGUAAGGAGUCGGGAAAGAUAACCUGCAGAGAGCAAUAAAGGGAGUACUUGUAGGGUGUAUGAAGGAGAUGCCUGUAAGAAUUGGAGGAGUAUCUAUAAGGAAUGCAAUAUUGCAAUAUAUGUGCUCUCAAUCUUGACAUGAAGACUCCGCUCUUAUUGAGGUCAUAAUAAUAAAUUGUACUGGUGCAGUGAGUAAGUCUUUUAAUUGUGAGUCUUUGUUCAGAGGAUUUCAGUCCAGGAGAAGCCCAGGACUUUACUGACCUCAUGAAGUUUCACAUCCAAGUUUGUAAUCACAAGAACCUGGUGAAGAUGCUGUGUUGCAAGAUUGAAGCGAGACCGCUUUGUCUUGUUUUGAAAGCCAUGAACCUCGGAAAUCUACUCUCAUUUUUGUGGCGAUCUCGUCAGGUAAUGUAGCUCGUAGUUUGGUGCUGUGUAAGAACAGAGGAAUACUGCCCAGAAUUCUCUAUAGAGACUCACUCACAUAAUUCAGAGUCUCUUCAUUGUCUCACAAUAUACCCAAAUGAAGGCCUUGAUUCGAUAUUUCUAGAUACACUUUUCAAAAUAUUUAAUAUUUUUGGAUAAACAUUUAAAAUAAUGUAAUAUUUUUUAAAAUGUUUUUAUAUUUUUAUAUUUUUUGAUAUAUUGAUUUUUAUAUUACAUUUGAUAUAUUUUUUAGUAAUGAUAUUACUUUUUUGCGCGUUGUUCCUUACCACAGUAUACAUAUAACUGCUGUUUAAUCACAGAUUAAACCAUUCCUGUCACAGCAAGGCAGCAAUGAUGAAUUCCUUUUAAGACUCCUAUUCUCUCCCUUUGUGUAUAUUAGCCCAUUGUGAGCUUUUGCAAGGUUCUGAAUUAUGUGAGUGAACAAUAACAUACUGAUAUAAAAUAUUGAAUAGCGAUUUAACAAGCUACACUAUUUGUAACCUGUGAAAUAGAAAAUAUAGGAUGAGCAUACUACGCAUGAUGUUUACAGCACACAUUCCAUGUUUAGAUUUGGUUUAAAAUGGUAAAAUUUAUUUUGUUGCAGAAGUCAGACAUUUUCCACCGCUAACAAUAUAUGGUAUUUCUACAUUUCUGUUUCUGCCAUGUACAACUUAAAGGGAUACUCUAAGCACUGAAACAACUUUAGCUUAAAGGACCACUCUAGGCACCCAGACCACUUCAGCUUAAUUAAGUGGUCUGGGUGCCAGGUCCCUCUAGGAUUAACCCUUUUUUUUAAGAGAAACUGCUAUGUUUAUAAAUGGGUUAAUCCAGCCUCUAAAGCCUCUAGUGGCUGUCUCAUUGACAGCCGCUAGAGGCGUUUGCGUGCUUCUCACUGUGAAAAUCACAGUGAGAAGACGCCCACGUCCAUAGGAAAGCAUUAUGAAUGCUUUCCUAUGUUAAUAGGACUUGGCAGGAACCAGCAGAGUAUUAAAAGAGCAGGAUAUUAGAUAUUCUAAAUUAAACAAAAAUGUGCAAUUUAAACAUUUAAGCUCUCUUUACAGGAAAUGUGUUGGGAGACUGUAUAAGUCACAUGUAGGGAGGCGUGGCUAGGGCUACAUAAACAAAGCAAUGUUACUCCUAAAUGACAGUGGCAUAAUCAAUUCACCAAAACUGUUUUAUUAAGCUAACGUUGUUUUAGUGUCUAUAGUAUACCUUUAAAUCAGAAAGACAGAAGCGCAUAUAUGUCAUGACAACCUAUUACCUUCCUUUUAGGGUGACAAUGGAAGCAGAGUCACAGAGAAGUGGAUCUUUCACACAGCUUCCCAGGUGGCGAGUGCUCUGGUAGAUAUUAUUAUUACCGUUCGGUUAAUACAGUCUUUUACCUUUUUACAUGGGCCCAUAUUAGCCAUGUGACAUUAGUGUGAUAAUCUAUUCUUCCGGUUUUCUUUUCUAAUUAUUUCAAUAAUGUCACAAAUUAAUUCUGUAAACCAUCUUCAUUGGACUCUUCUGAUUGAUAUAUUGUGCCUCCUCUAACUAUUAAAAACCAACACUUUAAAAUAUUGCUAGUAGGUUUCUGGAAACGGUGUCUUGGAAUCAAAGCCGGAGUCCGUAAACAUUGUCCCUUUUUUAAUAUUUAAAUGUAUAAAAGAUAGAGAUGUACAUGAUUUUCUUAAUAUCUGGUGGGGUGUGGUGGGGUGCGGUGGGGUGGGGUGGGGUGGAGGGGGCGGGGGGAAGGGCAACUUUCUAACUAGUUCUUCUAAAAAAAAAUGAAAACGACCCCUGUUCAAAAGUCUGCAUACCCUUAGUUCUUAAUACUGUGUAUUGCCCCCUUUAGCAUUAAUUACAGCGUGCAGUCUUUUGUAAUAGUUGUCUAUGAGGCCCCUAAUUCUUGCAGGUGGUAUAGCUGCCCAUUCGUCUUGGCAAAAUACCUCCAGGUCAUGCAAAGUCUUUGAUCGUCUUGCAUGAACCGCACGUAUAUUAUCUCCACAGAGUGGCUCGAUGAUAUUAAGGUCAAGAGACUGUGAUGGCUACUCCAGAACAUUCACCUUUUUCUGCUGUAACCACUGGAGGGUCAACUUGGCCUGGUGCUUAGGGUCAUUGUCAUGCCGGAAAGUCCAAGAGCGUCCCAUGCGCAGCCUUCGUGCAGAAGAAUGCAAAUUGUCUGCCAGUAUUUUCUGAUAACAUGCUGCAUUUAUCUUGCCAUCAAUUUUCUCAAGAAUCCUUGUGCCUUUAGAGCUCACAGACACCUAAAACAUCAGUGAGCCACCACCAUGCUUCACAGUGGGGAUGGUAUUCUUUUCACUAUUGGGCCGUCUCCAAACAUAGCGCUUAUGGUUCUAUUAAUAAAGCUCUAUUUUGGUCUAUUUUGUAACCGACUGUUUUGUGGCUGCGCUGAGGGGGGAGGUGAUAUAUUCCUCAGGCUGUGCUCAGGGGGGAGAUGAUAUACCUCAGGCUGUGCUGAGGGGGGGGGGUGUUGAUAUAUACCUCUGGCUGCACUGAGGGGGGGGUGUUGAUAUAUACCUCUGGCUGCACUGAGGGGGGAGGUGAUAUAUAUCUCUGCGCUGUAGAGAGAGGUGGUAACCUCCAGGAAAUAAAAUAAACCAUUUACUUUUCCUUUUGUAGGAGUAUCUGUCAGGAACACAUAACCUUGUCCAUGGGUUUGUGGCAGCAUGCAAUGUUCUCAUCCACGAGGAUAUGACUGUGGAGCUUUGUGGCCUUGGUUUGACCGCGAUAAUGCACCGGACUGGGGGCAUUCCAGCCAGGCGAGCGGCCCAAGUGCCACUAAGGUGGCAGUCACCAGAAAGGCUAAGCGGAGACACCCCCACAGAGAAGAGCGACAUGUGAGUUUAAUCAAUGUCUGUUUAUCAGAGGAUUAUUAUUUUAUUCAGCUCAGACAUCAUUUAUUGGAUGAAAUACUGGCCGCCAUCAGACCCCCUACAUUUCAUUCUCUCACAGACUCUUUUCCCACGAGACAGAUUCCUUAUUAAUACUGAUGUUUCUUUUUCUACAGGUGGUCCUUUGGGAUUUUACUCUAUGAGAUGGUCACCUUAGGUAUGUACUAGAAGAAGGUGAAAAUAUUAGCUAAUCAUGUUCGUAACAUUUUUGUGUUCCAUGGUAGUCACGUUAUUUAGAUUUUAUGCUGAGUACAUGUGUGUAAUAAAUGGUCAGAUUAGUUAUAUUUCUAUAUAACUGGGUGAAAUAAAAGGUAGAUGCAGCGAGUAGAAUGUUCUUGUGGAGGUAUAUGUAAUGACAAAUGGAGAAGCAGAAGGAACCAGUAGUGUAGUAAGUUAAAACGUCUUUAUGGAGUAAGGGUGAAGUAAAAAAUGUGCACUCACACUUUAUUGGAGCUUCAAUUCCGCUCCAACUGGUGCCACCUGGGCGGACUAAUUCACACCUAAGGUUAUAGUUUGGUGCUGGUUCUAUCCUCAUAGAAAUAUAAAAAAAACAGAUUAAAAAAAUAUAUAGUGUCUAUUCUUUUAGAAUAUUUGCUUUUUUUUCUCCAGGUUCUCCUCCGUAUCCAAACCUGGAAAUCUCUCAGGUGCUUCCCAGCCUUCAGAGGAUGCAGUGGAUGGAGAAACCUGCGCGAUGCACAGACCGGCUGUAAGUAUUGGUAGAGUCUGGCUUUCUAUAGGUUAACCAACUGAAACACUUAAACAACCCUAUACCUAGAGCAGCUUGGCUUUUCCAUGGUGGCGCUUUAAAUAUAUACAUAGUUAUAAUCUUUAAUGUCGUGAUAAUAUCCAGUCUGGGAGCAGCAUUAACACCCAGAAUUAACUCCUAGCAGUGUAUCUCUCUGACCACGAGAGGGCGCCAAAGAGCAGUACAUAUACCCAGCUAAAGAAGAAUAAACAGGUUGCUCCAGCCUCCAUGAACAGUUUGCUCUCAGCAGUCGUCAUAGAGAAAGCAAUUUGUAUUUGCAUCGUUUCUGCUUGAAAUGCUGCACAUAUUAUGGCGUCUGCACUUUUGUGCCAGGGGCUAGUUGCACCCCCGGCAACCGUGGCUUUGUAGUCUGGAACGUUUGGGCUUUUCUUAUGUUUAUUAGUUGCAAAAAUAACGCACACGCUGGCGACAGAUGGAAUUAUUUUCUACUCUUGCAGACAGUGCUGUGAGCGAGCCCGCAAAGGGAAGCUUGUACGCCUCUUCCUUCCCUCCUGCAAUUCCUCCCAGCCGCCCUACAUUUUAUACAUUACAACUUUUAUUUAUUUUUUAAAGCCCACCCACAUUCCCUUCCUCUCCUACUCCCCCCAGCCCCUCCAAACUUCUUGCUUUCACGGAGGAGGUAAUUGGCCCCAGGUGAGUACAUUGAAGCAGCGCCAGGGCACUCCUGGCACCAUAACCACUGCAGUGUGCUGUAGUGGUUAUGGUGUUUGGCGUGUUCCUUUAACUGCUGUCUUUAGAAUGCUUUGGGAACACAGCAGCUCACACUGGAGGCAAGGCAAUUAAUCAGAACCAAAGCUAAUAUAUGUAAAUGAAAGGUCUGUGUUAAGUACUUCAUUAAUGUCUUUCCUGCCGUGUUACUGACCAUAACUGGUGAAGAAUAUUGGAGUCAUGGUAAUUGUGUGGUGUGUUUCAUGGUGAUGUAUUUAGAUGAAUAAAUUCUGCAUCCGUGAGGAAUAUGUACGCUCUCAUAAUGGUUCUCCUGCUUUCACUUCCAGCUACGAAGUCAUGUUGAGAUGCUGGGCAUGGAAAGCAUCUCAGAGACCUUGCUUCAUGGAACUGAUGAAACAGCUACAAAACCUUGUGGGCCAGGCAGAUGACCACACACGUCUGUCAGCCUCGGACGCCAUUAGUCAAAGUGACUACGCGCGCCUGAGUGGGAUUUCUGUAUGACCCAGAACGUUAACCUGUGUGCAGAGAGCUGGACAUGGACCUUAAAGAUGUUAGCCAAAGUUGGCAAGAAGAUACAUGUGAACUGGUUUCCACAUUUUGUUGGCUACAGAAACUAAACGGACACUCUGUGCAUGUGAAUAGGACAAACUGACACUGCAUUUCUUUCCUAAACCUUCUAAGGGGGGCGAGCAGCUAAUGGAUGGUAUUAGAAUUUGUUUGUAGAAUAAUCGGAGUCUGUUCGGAAGUCCAGAAUUUGGAAUUAGAUUGUCAGCUUUUCCACUUCUUUAGUUAAAAGAGAACAAUAACGGAAAUAUAACGAUAUUUAUAAUAAAGUUGUAAUGUUCAUAGCCUUUUAGUUUAAAAUAUAUUGGAGGUUUAGCCCACCCCCAUUCUUAGCCAGCGAGGCCAGUGACCCAAAGACAUAUGUUCUCUGUAGAAAACUCCAGAAAAACAAAGUCAAUACAUAGUGAGCAAAACAGGACUUAAAAAGGCCAAAAUAUAGUUUAAAAAUUAAAUUUGCAUAAAACGCACUUUAUCCAAGAUAUAACAAUAAAACCGAACACUCCCCUACGCAAGUGAUGAGCAUAAUACACAAAUAUUAUAUGUUUAUAAAGGGCUAUAGCAUACGCUACCAAACUUCCAUUUUUCUUUAUAAUUCCCUAUUUAAAGUGAGACAUUAAGCCUGGAGAUUGUAUCAUCCAUUAUAACAUGGUAAAAACAAUUAACUGAUCAGCUCUCCAUAUUGUCUGAGUGUGAGAAGAAAAAAAAAAGACACCUAUAAUAUAUAUUAACUUUAUUCAAAGACGUUAAUACUCAAAUAUGGUUAAUAAAUCACAGUCACAUUGGCUACAUUGUUCUUUGAAUAGAACUAAGAAUGGUCACUGUAUCCUGUGCCGGUGAUCUCGCCCAAUAAAUGUACAAUUACAGACACAUAGCAUUUCGAGUAAUGUUUCAGCUUAGAUCUCACAGGGGAAUCAUUAAUUCAGGCCAUCCCUAGUCCAGGAAUGUUUGUACACAGUUCUAGUAAUCAUGAAAAAAUUCCAUAUAUAAAUCUUGCUCCCCACGUACGGCUCAUGUUGUGUAUUGUUUUUUAAACUGGGCACCUUCUUCUUGCUUACAAAUGGUAUAUAGACGAAGACGAGCACAAUCUAUCAUUAUAUACUGAAACCACAUCACUUGAUGUUUUCAUAUUUUGAUCAUAAAUAUAAUUCAGCAACUUCUGGUUAUAUAUGUGAGCAGCUAAAUACUGCUAAUCUGAUGGCAUUUCUAUGUAGCCCACAUCAUCACACAAAGAUGCUCAAUUCAGGACAGGUGUGUCAUCACGGGGAUUCUAACCCAAGUGAUAUUUCAAGAGAACUUAAAUUUUUCAAAGGAGAGGAGUGGAUUUAGAGCUUUCCUCUUCCACCUACUGUUUCCAAAGGAGAAUAAUGAACUCGGACCUAUCUUCUCCCACUCACAAUGUUGCAAGAUGGAGUUUGAUCUCAGAGCUAACCUCCCCCACUUAUUUCCUUUAUUAACCAAUAAAUUAAUUAGUCAGAGGUUUCUCCUACAACCCAGGUGGAAUCAGAGCUGCCUUCUGCAAACAGGUUCUUGAAGAGGAGAGAUUCUUAAGUGUGUUUUUCAUUGAGGAGUGUGAAGCUGAAGAUGUCAUCUGCUACCUCUUUAGCUUCCCAAAGAAGAGACUGAACUUGGAGCUUUGGAGGCGCCGUGUCCUCUACUAACAGAAAGCUUCCUGUAGAGUAGACUGAUCUCAUUGCUGGGCAUCCGCACCCAGAGCAUCGCAAGUAGGAAAUGGACCUAAAUACUCCUCACUAUGAAACGUAACAUUAGACCUUAAGGUUCCAUAAUGUAUCUGCAAACAGGACGUAGGAAAUGGACCAGGCAAGGUGGUAUAAGCAGGCCAGCGGGGAGAAGGCGCAGAACAUAAUGAGUAUGCCUGAAACAGAAAACACAUGAAAUCUUAUAAAUCAAAUUUCUCAGAUAAUGGAGAAAUUGUAAAUGUAAUAUAAGGGACAGAGCAAUAGGCCAACAUAAUGUAAAUAUUUAAUGAUAUGAAACUGGCCCUGAACACUUUUUGUUUUUAAUUAUGGCCAUUUUUUAUUAUCAAAAACUAUUUACAGUAAUAAUAUAUUUACUUUUUUAUUUAUUUAUUUAUUUAAAGGGACACUGUAGUCACCAAAACAACUUCAGAGGCAUGAUCUAUAAACCGCUUCAUUAAAGCUAAAGUUGUUUUGGUGACUAUAGUGUCUCUUUAAGAGUGAAACCUUAAAAAUGUAGAAAUUCAUUUGUUAUCCUAUUUCUAAGGGAAAGUAUAUUUUGCGGACACCAGCCAUCAAUCAAUAAGCACAGCAGAUGUCAAUGACAGUUCGUUGCACAUGUUCAAGGAACUUUAUGGAAGUGCUCAUAGCACAAAACACUUAGAAGGAUCUUAAAUGGCACGGCCAUGUUGGUGUGUAAGGUCUGCCAGGAGCCGCAGGGAGAAGAAUGGGAAUGCCGCUGCAAUUUUUCAUUUUUAAACAAAAAUGUAUAAAACAUACACAGGUGAGAGGUUUGUUUUAACAGCACAUUUUUGUUUUAAUAAUUUUGGAGAUAAUGCAAUAAAAUGGUCAAAAUAUAACCCACAGAUUCCUUCCCAAUAGAGGUUUAUGGGAUAUGUAGAUCACUGGUUCCAAAUUUCAUUAACGCCAUUAACUUCCUUUAGUUUAACCCCUUAAGGACCAAACUUCUGGAAUAAAAGGGAAUCAUGACAUGUCCUUAAGGGGUUAAAAAGUUACUGCAUUCGAUUUUAUUUUUCUAGAUAAGGCUGCGCAUGCAGGUCAGAGCUCUGUGUAGCAACAUGUACAAAUCACUUAGGAUUUGCAUCUCUAGCCUUUGCAAUAUUGGUUAAUUAUUAUUAUUAUCGUCAAUUAUAUAGCGCCAACAUAUUCCAUAGCACAUUACAAUAUUAUAAGAGGGGGAGAUUUAAUAAUAAAUGAGACAAUUAUAAAAACUUACAGGUACCACUGAAGAGAGGUUGAAGAGGACCCUGCUCAAACGAAAUAGCUGCAGGUAUAAUUCAAUAAUUAACAUGCAGAAACAGGGAACUCAUUUACACAUGACAUAUAGAGGACCUAUGGGAGUCCCUUUAAUAAUAGUGUAAUAGUCUAUUCUGAUAAUUUACAAUUGAUGAAAACAUAGAACUAUAUAAUUUUUAAAUGAUUAUUAAAGGGACACUCCAGGCACCCAGACCACUUCUGCCCAUUGGAGUGGUCUGGGUGCCAACUCCCACUACCGUUAAACUGCAAUAUUUACCUUGCAGGGUUAAAGGACCACUACAGGCACCCAGACCACUUCAGCUUAAUGAAGUGGUCUGGGUGCCAGGUCCACCUAGGAUUAACCCUUAAUGCUAUGUUUACAAAUGGGUUAAUCCAGCCUCUAGUGGCUGUCUCCUUGACAGCCGCUAAGGGUGCUUCCGUGCUUCUCACUGUGAUUUUCACAGUGAGAAGACACUAGCGUCUAUAGGAAAGCAUUGAGAAUGCUUUCCUAUGAGACUGGCUGAAUGCGUGCGCGGCUCUUGCCACCCAUGCGCAUUCAGCUGAUGAUGGGGAAAGGAGGAGAAGAGUCUCCAGCACCGAGGGAGCCCGGCGCUGGAGAAAGGUAAGUGUUUAACCCCUUCCUCUCCAUCCAGCCCAGCGGGAGUGGGACCCUGAGUGUCGGGGCACCCUCAGGGCACUAUAGUGCCAGGAAAACGAGUAUGUUUUCCUGGCACUAUAGUGGUCCUUUAAGUCCUCCUCUAGUGGCUGUCUACCAGACAGCCACUAGAGGGACUUAUGUGUUCAUAGAACACGAAAAGUGUGUUAUGCGACGCUGGACGUCCUCAUGCUAUGUGAGGACCUCCAGCGUCACCGAAAUCAACAUAAGAAAGCAUUGAAAGCAUUAUUCAAUGCUUACCUAUGGGGCGGUCUGCCGCGCAUGCGGUCUCCCCUGCCGCCGGCCACGCAUGCGCAACAGGUCUCCCCGCUGGCUGACGUCGACGGGGGAGGAGCAUAGGCGGAGCCUGACCUAGCGCCAAGGGACAUCGGCGCUGGAUACAGGUAAGUCACUGAAGGGGUUUUAACUUGGGGGUGGGAAGGAGACCUGCAGUGCCAGGAAAACGGUUUGUUUUCGUGGCACUGGAGAGUCCCUUUAAUGCACUGAUUAAAUAAGCGUCAGCCUAACUACUGAUUCUCACCUCCUGUGAAGACCAUCUUUUUCCACAAUUGAGACUCCAGGAUCUUGUCGUGGGGAUAGAAACCUUGAUCAACCAUAAAGAGGAUCAUUAUGACAGAGACUACACGCAAGACCACUAAAUGACUUCCGGUCAGCAGAGACGUGCACGCCAAGAUGGCGGACGCGUAGGUACAAGGAAGUCCUCGGUAAAUGAAGGGAAUUUCUACAAUAGGAAAACAAGACAGAAUUUGUCAGCAUCAUGUAGAACGGAUCUCUAAUAUAAUUAUUAUUUAUAAAGCACCAACAAAG